AUGUAUUAUUGUAUCUAUAAUGUCUGGCUGUAUUACUGUAUCUAUAGCGUCUGGCUGUAUUACUGUAUCUAUAACGUCUGGAUGUAUUACUGUAUCUAUAACGCCAGGCUUCAUUACUGUAUCUAUAAUAUCUGGUCGUAUUUUCCGUUCGACAAGCUAAAUUCUUUACUGUCUUUCUUUCUCUCUCUCUCUCUCUCUCUCUCUCUCUCUCUCUCUUCACCCUCCCUCUUUCUUACAUUUUUAGAUUUCUUUUCCAACAUUUUAAUCCCAACUUCUCUCUGGCUUCCUUUCGUUUCUUUCUCUUUGUUCAGACCCCCCCAAAAAAAAAAAGGCCCCCGCCACAUCUCAUAUCCCAUCCUGCAACCACUUUCUGCAUUUCACCAGAGGGUGACAAGAUUAGAUGUGACAAGGGAGGCAGUCAAGCGUGUUAAAAUCGUGACGACGUCCGCCCGGAGACCAUCGAAGAAGACAGCGAUAUUAGAGAAUCCGGGCUGUGGGGGAGGGGCCGAUGAUUGGUGUCGAACGACCAUUUUUCUUGGCCACGCGUCGGGGACUUCAUUAGGCCGUCACCCGUCGCCCCGUCGCUUAAAUGCCUCUUACUUAACGACUUACGAGCUAGAAAUUCGACUGCGUCAAAAUGCAUUUUUUUUCUUUUUUCUUUGCCUUUAUUUCUUUCUAUUUCUUUCUUUCUUUCAUCCAUUCAUUCUUUCCUUCUUUCUUUCUUUCUUUCUUUCUUUCUUUCAUGCUUUCUUUCCUUCUUUCUUUCAUUCUUUCUUUCUUUCAUCCAUUCAUUCUUUCCUUCUUUCUUUCUUUCUUUCUUUCUUUCUUUCUUUCUUUCUUUCUUUCUUUCAUUCUUUCUUAAUAUAUUUGCUUAGAUUUUGUUUCUUAGCUUACUUUUUCUUUUUUCGUUCUUUCUUUCAUUCUUUCUUUCUUUCUUUCUUUCAUCCUUUCUUUCCUUCUUUCUUUCAUUCUUUCUUUCUUUCUUUCUUUCUUUCUUUCUUUCUUUCUUUCUUUCAUUCUUUCUUAAUAUAUUCGCUUAGCUUCUUUCUUUCUUUCUUUCUUUCUUUCUUUCUUUCUUUAUUUAUUUAUUCUCAUUUCUACACUUUCUUUCUUUCUUUCUUUCUUUCUUUCUUUCUUUCUUUCUUUCUUUCUUUCUUUCUUUCAUUCUGUCUUUCUUUCUUUCUUUCUUUUCAUUUCUAUACUUUGUGGUUUCACCCGCUUCUUUCUUUCUUUCUUUCUUUCUUUCUUUCUUUCUUUCUUUCUUUCUUUCUUUCUUUCUCCUACUCGCUUUUGCGCGCCACGUUUUCUUUUGCCUUCCACAGUCUUUCUUCUUCAGUCGUCUCGACCAUUUCUUCUUCUUCCAGUCCUUCUUUUUCUUCUCGAAGUCUAUUUCUCUCACUCCUGGCCUAUUUAGGAAUCCUUGUCUCUUGGAGAGACCCCCACCCCAACUACCAUCACACUCCAAUUUUUUGUUUCUUUUCUUUUUCUCUCGGCUAUCUUUUCUUUCACUUUUCCUUUCGCUCCAAUUUUUUUUAUCAAGUGUCCUCCUCCCUGUUUCUCUUCUUUCAUUCUUUCUUUCUUUCUUUUUUUUCUUUUUUUUUUCUUUCUUUCUUUCUUUCUUUCUUUCUUUCUUUCUUUCUUUUCAUUUCUAUACUUUGUGGUUUCGCCCGCUUCUUUCUUUCUUUCUUUCUUUCUUUCUUUCUUUCUUUCUUUCUUGCUUGCUUUUGCUUUUCUUGCUUUCUUUCUUUCUUCUCAUUUCUAUACUUUGUUAUUUCGCCUGCUUCUUUCUUUCUUUCUUUCUUUCUUUCUUUCUUUCUUUCUUCAUUAGACCCUUUCUCUAUUUCAUCUUUACUCACCCUCUCUACCUCUCGCUUGCUCUCCCCCACCUUUUUUCUUAUUUCUUUCUAUUAUGCUUCCGAUGUCGUGUUCCCCGACCGACCCAACUCUGUAAAUCUGAGAAAAUACCCCCUUCUCAUAUCUGAUUUUUUUCUUCUUCUGUUUUUUGAGGGAUAA
This is a messenger RNA of Acanthosepion pharaonis, 2013 nucleotides long. The record is from the annotation of a GenBank genome assembly. NCBI's taxonomy places the organism in Eukaryota, Metazoa, Mollusca, Cephalopoda, Sepiida, Sepiidae.